ACGUGAGUGCUCUAGGGCUUCUUCCUCGCUGGGACUACUCUGUGUUUUAUCACUUUGCCGAACUGUAACUUCCUCCAAUAAGCGAAGCUCGAAACCCUUCAGUUAAACCCCUAAAACCCAGCAGCAGCUUAAGCGCACAAAAUUCAUCAAUUUGGACUUCAACCAUGAACAGAAAGAGCAAAAUUAUGAACAAGAGGAAGAAAGUUCCACCUUCUUCCCAAAAGAACAAUAGAUUUUCUGAUCCGUUCUUCGAGCCGGCAGGUGGCGAAAGCAAGCGCCGCCGCCGCCGCAAUUUCGAGGAUGAAGACAUAGAGAGCAGCGACGACGAAGGAGAACACUUGUUGGGAGGGGAAGAAGAAAAGGAGGAUGCUGAAGAGGAGAAUGAAGUCGAGGAAUCUGCGGCCGAGAAGAAGAAGCGGAUGGCUUAUGCUUAUUUAGAAAAGGUUAGGUCUAUAGCCAAGAAGGAUGAGGAGGAUGCACCAAGCGGCGAUGAGAAAGAUAGGGAGGAUAUCGAGGGAAUGAGGGACUCUAUGGUUGCUAAACUUUUGCAGCAGGAGCAGCUGGAAGAGAGUGGUCGAGUCCGAAGAUCCAUUGCUUCAAGAAUUCAGAAACCAGAAGCUAGAGACGGAUUUCAACUUUUACUAAAACAUCAUCAAUCAGUUACUGCUGUGGCUCUCUCCGAAGAUGACUUGAAGGGGUUUUCAGCAUCAAAAGAUGGCACUAUAGUUAGUUGGGAUGUACAUAAUGGGAAGAAAGAAAAGUACUCUUGGCCUAGUGAUGAAGUUCUUAAGUCUCAUGGACUGAGGGAGCCACAAGGCUGGGCUUCGAAGCAUAGUAAACAUGUUCUAGCAUUGGCUGUCAGCAUUGAUGGCAGGUAUAUGGCAAGUGGAGGCAUGGAUCGUCAUGUUCAUUUAUGGGAUAUUCGAACACGAGAACAUAUUUGGGCUUUUCCUGGUCAUAAAGGACCUGUAUCGUGCUUAACAUUCAGGCAAGGAACUUCAGAAUUGUUUUCAGGGUCAUUUGAUAGAUCUGUGAAGAUAUGGAAUGUUGAGGAUAGAGCUUAUAUAAACACAUUGUUUGGCCACCAAGGAGAUGUUUUAACAAUUGAUUCAUUGAGAAAAGAACGAGUUUUGACCGUUGGGCGGGACCGGACCAUGCACUUGUUUAAGGUUCCUGAGGAAUCACAAUUUGUAUUUCGUGCUUCUACUUCUCUAGAAUCCUGCUGUUUCAUUAAUAAUGAUGAAUUUUUAACGGGUUCCAGUGAUGGAAGUAUUGAACACUGGACCAUAAAGAAGAAGAAACCCAUUCACACUGUCAAAAAUGCACAUGCUUCUCGUAUUGAACAAACAAGUACAGAAAUACUAUCAAAUGGUGGCAUGGGAAAUGAUGCCUCAAUUCCUGAAGGCGAUACUUCAUCUGCACUCUCCUGGGUUGGUGCUGUGGCAGUCUGUAGAAGCAGUGAUCUUGCUGCUUCGGGUGCAGGCAAUGGUCUAAUUCGUCUUUGGAAACUUGAGAACGAUUCCAGAUGCAUCUCUCCUUUGUUUGAGAUUCCAAUGGCUGGAUUUGUAAACUCCAUAGCUUUUGCAAAAUCUGGACGUUUCCUUGUUGCGGGAGUCGGAAAGGAACCUCGCCUUGGAAGCUGGGGCCGGAUUACUGGUUUUCAAAAUGGGGUAGCCAUGCAUUCUUUUGAGCUCAAGUGAAGCCGGUCGAAGGUUUGGUUACUGCAAGUUUUGUUCAAAAUAUAGGGAAGCUUUAAUUCUGCGUAAACGUGUUUUUUCUAGAAGAUUUCAAUACCUUUUGGAUGCCGAGGCUUUUCAUUCUUUAAAUAGAUCUUUUCAGAGUCGCAUCACUCAUAUGAAACCAUCUUUUUUGAACUCUUCACUGUUGCAUUAUUCAAUGUAUUGCCUGAUUUGCUUUCAUUUUUCCUCCUUAAGUCCCCUUUACUUGAGGGUUUUUGG
Molecule: messenger RNA, 1958 nt
Organism: Cuscuta campestris
Lineage: Eukaryota; Viridiplantae; Streptophyta; Magnoliopsida; Solanales; Convolvulaceae
Source: the annotation of a GenBank genome assembly